Trichomonas vaginalis G3 is the source of this 585-nucleotide messenger RNA. Its product is annotated as myotrophin family. The record is from RefSeq and is a predicted model, not a curated record. Gene Ontology annotation, cellular component: nucleus; cytoplasm. Gene Ontology annotation, molecular function: protein binding. Bases 1 to 585 code for a protein of 194 amino acids. The transcript has a single exon. NCBI's taxonomy places the organism in Eukaryota, Parabasalia, Trichomonadida, Trichomonadidae.
AUGACAGAAUAUUUAUUUUAUUUUUUGGAACAAUCAUUUGACCUUGGGUCAAUCGAUGAUGAUAAUAAUAAGAAAAUUGUUGAAUUUCUUAUUGCAAAUGGUGCAUAUGUCAAUGAUCAGGACUCGGAAGGAAAGACUCCUCUUCAAAUUGCAUUACAAAAACAUUCCAUAGAAAUAGCUGCAGUUCUUAUUUCACAUGGAGCAUAUAUUAAUGCAAAAGAUAGAUUUGAGCAUACACCUCUUCAUUUUGCAGCUGAAUGCCAUUCUAAAAAAAUAGCUGCGGUUCUUAUUUCACGUGGGGCAGAUGUAAAUGCAAAAGAUAGAUAUGGAUAUACACCUCUUCAUGUUGCUGUUGAAUCUACUAUUGUAAGUUCUUUUGAAUUAGUAGAAUUUCUUAUUUUACAUGGGGCAGAUGUGAAUGCACAAGAUCAUUAUGGGGAAACGCCUCUACAUAAAGCUUUGAGAAAAUCAGCUUGUUCUGAAAUUGUGCAAUAUCUUGUCUUUUAUGGAGCUAAUGUAAAUGCAAUAGAUAAAUGUGAAAGAAUUCUAUUCACUAUGCAAAAGAAAAAUUUGGUAGAUCCGUAG